Molecule: messenger RNA, 1926 nt
Organism: Dreissena polymorpha
Lineage: Eukaryota; Metazoa; Mollusca; Bivalvia; Myida; Dreissenidae
Exons: 11
Coding region: 190-1926 (578 amino acids)
Biological process (GO): mannosyl-inositol phosphorylceramide biosynthetic process
Molecular function (GO): mannosyltransferase activity
Source: RefSeq, a predicted model, not a curated record
GUCGGUACUAAAACAAAACAACGUCAAUCAGUCAGCAGUAAAAGUGGACGUGUUUAUUUCUACAUUUGGAUUUACGACAAAAUAACAUAUUUAAUAAGUUUGUAAAGAGACGAAUUCGAUUUCCCGCGAAGGUCCCGGUACAGUGAAUCGAGCACGACCCUUGCGUCGUCUGCUCCGACUUCCUGUAAAAUGGACCGCGGCCGCAAACCUCCGCAAGUAGCGCCCGUUGGGACGAAGAAAAAAAUGCCAGUUGCAACAGCGGCAAAGGAUCACGAGCUGCCUACGUCGUCUGGACUUUAUGGCGAGAUGGUGGACCCGUCCAAAGACGGGAAUGCCUCAAAGGCGCUCCGUAGCGACGGCUUGACGUUUGACCCCAGUCUGCUUGUCGGCCCCUUGUAUGUACCGAAGACAUCAACCAACGAAAGAAUCAAAGCACAACUAGGAGACAUCACUCAGAAACUACACGACACGCUGUACACUUUCGAGGAGACCGAGUUGGAAGUUACGGUUGAAGAUCCCUUGGUGACCAUGAUGAAAAAGCAGAUGGACUCGAUAGCGGACUCGAACUUACGACAUGCACUCGCGACUGUAAUGGAUCAGUACAAUCACAUGAGUGAGCAGGUGAACGCAGCGUACAAGGACAGAGACGAGAUGCUGUUACAGCUCGCUGAUUGGUUUACACUGGACCACUUGGAUUUGGCGGAGAUCAAACUUUCUGUGGACGAGACUGAGGAGGCAAAUAUCAAGAAAAAGGUGGAAAUAGAAAACAGUGUGGUCGACAAGUUUCGGGUGAUGAAAGACAUGAGCAUACAGACGAUGAAGCUGAAGGUAGCAGACGACGCCCCAUGGAAAGACGCGGCCAAAGAAAUCGUCGGCAUGUUGAAGAAUGUCCGGAGCGAAAGCGCAGACGAAAACAUCGAAGGGAAUCCUCUUCGCUACGCAUCACACGAGCUCGACUCUAAGUAUUUCCUCGAACCGCUUGUCACAGAGGAUUUUCCAACGGUUAUCGGACAGGCGCCUAAAAUUCCGCACAUUAUCCACCAGACAUACAAGAACGAGUUCAUUCCAAAUAAGUAUAUCCCGUUCAUUAAAUCCUUCGUUAAGUACAAUGCCAACUGGACCUACAUGUUCUGGACCGAUGCCUCGGCCCGGAAGUUCAUUAGCGACAGGUACCCGGAUUUUCUCCCGGUCUGGGACAACUACGCAGAACCAAUCAACAGGGCCGACGCGCUCAGAUACUUCGUCUUAUACGAGUAUGGGGGUGUGUACGCGGACUUGGAUUUUGAGUGCUUACGUCCCCUGGAUAGGGUAACUAUGAAGUAUACAGCAGUGUUUCCUCUGGAACCUUUCGAGCACGCCGUGUUUCGACUACGCAUUCCUUUCUGCGUCAACAACGCCAUCAUGAUGGCGCAACCGAAGCACUCGUUCCUAAGGCACAUUGUCUACACGAUCUCCAGUUUUAGGCCGAUAAAAGGGACGCUUGACGUAGCAGGACCGAUAUUUGUCACGACGCAGUACAUGCUUUACAACAACUUCUCAGUCGGCGAGUUUUACAAGGUCGCCGAGGACCAUCAAGGGAGCUCACCGUAUCACUACAAAGGGAGGUUACACGAGACGGAUCCAAGAGCUGUAUACGUUCCCAACACGCAUUACUUUAUGAACACUUUGGCGGAAAAUUGGUUCAGCAAGUCCUACUGGCACUACAGACGAGUGUGCUCGAACCUCGAUCCAACUUCCGGGACCCUAGAACGCAAGGCCUGCAACGAAUUCAAGGCACGAGAGGACAGAAGCGAGCAUGACCACUUCCGGUUUACUUAUACCAGACACCACUGGUUUUUCACUCACAAUACUUUGAACUUUUUACCGGACGUGACUAGAUACACAAAUAUACAGAAAAUAGUCCCGAAUUUAGUGUCAUACACUUGA